CGCUGGGCUGGCAUUAGCGCCUUCUCUUACCUCAGAGUGGAAAAUUACUCUUUUUUAGUCUUUAACUUUAUACAGAGAGUUAUAUUUCAUCCUGAUAUUGCAUUUCCCUGCAUGGGAGACGUCACAGCUUCAAAAAUGAGCAGUUUGCGGGCGUGUAAGGAACCAUGUGACAGAACCAGCUCUGAACCUGUGGAGGACACAGACACCACAAGCUUUGUGGCAGAAUUUUCCUUGGAGGCCAAUUAUCCAGUGCAAGUGACAGAUCCUCAUGCAGAUGCUGUGACACUGCACCUGAGCUCCAUGCCCUCCGGAUACCUGAGUCCCUCCUCAGACAGAAUAAGACAGCCAGUUGAAGAUGUUGAAGAAUGCACCUGCCCAGCAUCUACUUCACCAGACUACCCCAAAGAACUGCAGUUACUAAACAGCCCCUGUGAAAAGUGCUGCUGCCCAGCACCUCCUCCCAAGAUCAGUGACCUCAUGAAUGACAAAGAUCUACUGGACUUACUGCGGCUGAAACUGGAUCCAAACCACUGCACCAUCAAAAACUGGAAGAACUUUGCAAGUCGUUGGGGGAUGAGCUAUGAUGAACUGACCCUGCUAGAGCACCGGACCCAGGGGUCCUUAUCCCACAGCCCCACCCAAGAGUUCCUGCUGCGCUACAACCAGAAAACGGUCACUGAGCUCACUGAACUUUGCCGCAUCUACCAGCGCAUUGAUGUACUGAGACUGCUGCAGAGCUGGAUAGAGAAGGACUGGCCAUCACAGUGGCAACAGACUCAUUAACCAUUUUGACUCUCUGUAUAUUUAUCCUGUCUCGUUUUUUUUUUUUCUGUCAGGGUUAUACUUAUUAGGAAUUUCUUCUUCCUCAUGAGCUUGGCUACAUAUUACCACAUUUUUUUAGUAACUUUAGCAAGUACUUAAGCAAGUGGUCUUAAAAAAGUAAAACAUUAACCAUCAAAUGGAAACUUCCAAUAAGAUACUGUGCUUCAGGUAGAACAGUAUCUUACAGACAGUAUAGCACUUACACAUAUUUUUAGCCAUUCUACUGACAUGGCUUUAGGGAUGGCAAUGUCAGCCAGUCAGAUCCAGACUGAAAUAUCUCAACAACUAGUGGAUAGACUACCAUGAAAUUUUGUACAUAUAUCCAUGGUGAAUGAAUCCACUGACUUUUGUAAUCCACUGACUUCUCCUCUAGCGCCACCAGCAGGUCUAAAUUUUCAGUUAUCUAAUGAAAUAUUUCAACAUGUAGUUGACACAUUGCUACAAAAUUUGGUACAGAUAUUCAUGGUUCUCACACAAUGUAUCCUAAGGACUCGGAUUAUCCCCUGACUUUUUGUUUAGUAGCACCAUGGGAUUUGAACAAUUUGGAUGGAUUGCUAUGAAAUUUAGUACACACAUUCGUGUCCUCCUCAGGAUGAAUUGUAGUUCCAGAUCCAUCAUCAGGUCAAAUUUUAACUUGUCUAGUACUUUGGUUUAUGACCAAAUACUCAAACCACUGACAUUCCCAUCAUCAGCUGCACUUUGUGUUUAGUGCUGAUUUUCAAAUGUUAGAAUGCUAACACGCUAAACUAAGAUGAUCGUGAACAUAGCCAACAUUAUACCAGCUAAACAUCAUCAGGCUAGCAAUGUCAUAAUGUGCAUGUUACCAUGCUGACAUUAGCCCAUAGCUUAAAGCAGCACUGUGUCUAAAUACAGUCUCCUGGAUGUAAACUUUUAGGGUCCAAUUUUUGUGGUAGCAAGCAACACUCAAAUAGUCUGGUAAUGUCCUGACCAUGAAAUUCAUUUUUUUCGUCUGUGUGGUAAUUUGAUGGGAAGUGAAGUGCAUACGCACCAUAUGCUCUUCACUUCAGGUGGGAGGAGAAGCACAAACAGCUCUGCUAUGUUCAUUCAAUUGAGGCAGCGCAAAGCAAGUUGUUGGUAUUUUGGUGGAAAAUGUGUCUUAGACUUUUUCAAUAAGAAUAGACUUCUCAGAACCACAUCUGUUUCCGACACAUCACUUCAAGUCCAGUCUGGUGAUUUUAUCAACGAGAGCAAACACAGCAAUUACAGAAUAAUGCUUAAAAUGUAAAUCAACCAUUUUUAUGCCUCAGUGGCAUUAUGUUUUCGGGUUGUCCGUCCAUACGAACAUCCAUCCUUCCCAUUUUCGUAACCGUGACGUUUCAAGAAUGCCUUGAGAGAAUUCCUUCAAAUUUGGCACAAACGUUCACCUGGACUCAAAGAUGAACUGAUAGGAUUUUGGAGGUCAAAGGUCACACAUCAAGAUCACUGUGACCUCACAUCCGUCCCAUUCUUGUGAACAUGGUAUAUCAGGAAUGCUUGCGGGGAAAUUCGUUAUGUCUGGCAUAAGCGUCUACUUCGACUAAAGGAUAAACUGAUUAGAAUUUGAUGGUCAAAGGUCAAUGUGACUGUGACUUCAUAAAACAAAUUUUUGACCAUUACUCAGCAAAAGUAGGAUUUCAUGUUUUAUUCUUUGAAAUGCAUUACAGUGCAAAUUUUGUUGUGGUAAAUUUUACAGAAUGAUGUGACCAGUUAUUAUGUCAGAUACAGUAGAAAUAAAACUGAAAUAUUAUUGGAUUGAUGUGAUCAUAGAAUCAGUUUCAUUAACAUUUUGUAUAAUUUAUUUCUAUCAUCAUUGUGAAAG
This is a messenger RNA of Xiphias gladius (swordfish), 2641 nucleotides long. RefSeq names its product EDAR-associated death domain (gene edaradd). The record is from RefSeq and is a predicted model, not a curated record. Gene Ontology annotation, biological process: signal transduction. Bases 112 to 783 code for a protein of 223 amino acids. The transcript is spliced from 6 exons. Lineage: Eukaryota; Metazoa; Chordata; Actinopteri; Istiophoriformes; Xiphiidae. Gene Ontology annotation, molecular function: protein binding.